Siniperca chuatsi (mandarin fish) is the source of this 582-nucleotide messenger RNA. It is a transcript of the gene coxfa4a, whose product is annotated as NDUFA4 mitochondrial complex associated a. Lineage: Eukaryota; Metazoa; Chordata; Actinopteri; Centrarchiformes; Sinipercidae. The coding region runs from base 121 to 369 and encodes 82 amino acids. The transcript has 4 exons. The record is from RefSeq and is a predicted model, not a curated record.
UUUCUCGGCCUUUCUUCCGCCCGAUCUCGCGGAUUAAAUUGCGCACCGUUUUGGCAAGACUUUUCGUAAUCCGUUUAUUGCUGUACAAAUUGGGAUAAAUCAGCCUUCACAAACGCCAAAAUGCUCGCUACAGUGCGUAAACAGCUUAGAAGUCACCCAGCUCUGAUCCCCCUUUUCUUCUUCAUCGGUGGAGGGGCAGCCAUGUCCAUGAUGUACCUUGCUCGUCUGGGCUUGAGAAACCCUGAUGUCUGCUGGGAUCGCAAGAAUAACCCAGAGCCCUGGAACAAGAUGGCCCCAACUGAUCAGUACAAGUUUUACACAGUUAACAUGGACUACAGCAAGCUGAAGAAGCAGGGCCCAGACUUCUAGAGAUCACAUCUGCUGGACCAAAAGCACAAAGAUGAGCUGAUCCGCACAGCCGCAUUUUGAACUUCCUCCGGGAACCUUGAGGGAUGCAGAGGCUAAACCCGCACAAUGAUUCAUAUUUAAAUUUCCUCAUUACAUCCCAUUGGCUUUAUUUCUCAUUUUCAAUGGUUGUCAAUAAAGUAAAGGAGUCUUUUCUCCUCCAUACAGAGAAAAGAA